GAGAGAGAGAGACGCCGAGCGGCAGAGCACACGCCAUGAGUCCAUGACCAUGUAUUGUAUUUGUAUAUAAACAAACAAAAUUAUGUAACGACUCUCACUUUUCUGAUUCCCGAGUCAGAAUUGCUUUAAUCUUCAACACCGUCAGUUACUCUUUGUCUCGCCCGUUUCUUCAUCAUUCAAAUCUCCAUUGUUGUUCGUAUUGUCAUGAUAAGGUUUUACAGAUAAAUACUACUCUAGUACUGUGUAGAGAGAGAGAGAGAGUGAGAGGAGAGAGAGUCUGGAGUGAGAGAGAUGGAGGGAAGUGAUGGUUUUGUGAGGGCAGAUCAGAUAGAUCUGAAGAGCUUGGACGAACAGCUUCAGAGGCAUCUGAGCAGAGCAUGGACUAUGGAGAAAAAGAAGAAGGAACAGCAAGAAGAGAGGCCCACCGCCAGACAUGAGUGGGAAAUCGAUCCUUCCAAGCUCAUCAUCAAAACUGUCAUUGCUCGUGGUACCUUUGGCACCGUUCAUCGUGGUGUCUAUGAUGCUCAGGAUGUUGCUGUUAAACUUCUUGACUGGGGGGAAGAAGGGCACAGAACAGACGCUGAAAUAGCAUCACUUAGAGCAGCUUUUACACAAGAAGUGGCUGUGUGGCACAAGCUUGAUCAUCCUAAUGUAACUAAGUUUAUAGGAGCUACAAUGGGCACGUCAGAGCUAAACAUACAGACUGAUAAUGGUCAUGUUGGCAUGCCAAGUAAUGUUUGUUGUGUUGUCGUUGAAUAUCUUCCUGGGGGUGCACUGAAAUCUUUCCUCAUAAAGAACAGGAGGAGGAAGCUUGCUUUUAGAGUAGUUGUCCAACUAGCACUAGAUCUUGCAAGAGGGUUGAGUUAUCUUCAUUCUAAGAAAAUUGUCCACAGAGAUGUGAAAACAGAAAAUAUGCUUCUGGACAAGACACGAACCAUCAAAAUAGCUGACUUUGGGGUUGCUCGUCUUGAGGCUUCAAAUCCUAACGACAUGACUGGCGAGACUGGAACCCUUGGUUACAUGGCGCCAGAGGUUCUCAAUGGCAACCCAUAUAACAGGAAAUGUGAUGUGUACAGUUUUGGUAUCUGCCUGUGGGAGAUAUACUGCUGUGACAUGCCAUAUCCCGACCUCAGCUUCUCGGAAGUGACGGCAGCUGUUGUCCGCCAGAAUCUGAGGCCAGAGAUACCUCGCUGUUGCCCAAGCUCUCUUGCAAAUGUAAUGAAGCGAUGCUGGGAUGCCAACCCCGACAAGCGGCCAGAGAUGGAUGAGGUAGUGUCCAUGCUGGAGGCCAUUGACACAUCAAAGGGUGGAGGGAUGAUCCCUCCGGAUCAGGCCCAGAGUUGUUUCUGCUUCCGCAGGUACCGAGGGCCUUGAAUGAAUUACUCAUCCUAGCAGCGCGACGGUUGAUGUAUGAGAGAUUAUAUGGAAGUUGUAUUUAAGUUAAACCGAGGCAAAUACCUCAAACCUUAGAGGGCAUAGUUUAAGAGGGGCUCUAUAUCUGUUUCUUUGUUAGGUCGUUGAUGUUGUAAAGCUUCUCUUUUUGUUUUAUUUUCCUUUUAGUUUCUUUCAGUCAACUAUGUUACUGAUAGGACGCUCCAAGUGGUGGAUUUGCCCAGUAUCUUAUAUCUAAGAUGGAACAACUUUCAUGCUUCGAUGAAUUUUAUUAAUGUCAUUGGGGGAUGAUUUGACCAA
Molecule: messenger RNA, 1692 nt
Organism: Cornus florida
Lineage: Eukaryota; Viridiplantae; Streptophyta; Magnoliopsida; Cornales; Cornaceae
Product: serine/threonine-protein kinase STY13-like
Exons: 6
Coding region: 292-1374 (360 amino acids)
Biological process (GO): protein phosphorylation
Cellular component (GO): plasma membrane
Molecular function (GO): protein kinase activity; ATP binding
Source: RefSeq, a predicted model, not a curated record